AUGAGGGCCAAGCUGGUGAACUGGCUGACCUCGCUCCUCGUGGUCAUGCUCUUCAGCUUCUUCUGUUUCUGCAUCUCCAGGAUGACUCAAACCCGUAAUCAAUUAAUUAAUUGUAGAAACCAUAUUUUGGAGUUUAAGGAAAGUUUUCUACGCUUAAAAAACAAAACGGAAAGAAAUAGCCAAGAGCUGACGGAAGUCUUGAGUAAACUAAAUUAUGACAUUAGACGGAGAAAACAUGUAUCCAUAAACUUAGUUGGGAAGAAUGUGAAUACAUUGGAUAAGAAUGAAAUAGUAUCUAAUACAUUUGAAGACUUAAAGUUCUUUUUCCCUCAUCUAAGGAAAGUAGGCAGAAUUUAUCCUGAUGUGAUCAUCGGCAAAGAGAAAGCAGACGUGUCUUUUGCGCUGGGCAUCUCCACCGUGAAGAGACAGACUCACAGUUACCUGAAGCAGACGCUGACCUCGCUCAUCACCAGGAUGACCCCUUCGGAGGAGAAGGACUCUGUGGUGAUCGUCUCUAUUGCAGAUAGUAAUGAAGAUUAUUUGAAAUCUGUUGUUGACAUGAUUACACAAAAAUUCAAAAAGCAAGUGAAGUCUGGAUCCUUAGAGGUCAUUUCAAUACCUGCAUUUUUUUAUCCAGACAUGCUCCGUGCCAAUCAGUCAACCGAGGACUCACAAAAAUUGGAGAGAUGGCAAACCAAACAAAUAUUGGACUUUUGUUUUUUGAUGUUGUAUGCCCAACCCAAGGCCAUGUAUUAUUUACAGCUGGAAGAUGAUAUCAUAGCUAAAAAGAUGUACUUUACAAAAAUCACAGAUUUUGUACGUAGUAUCACUUCAAAUAAUUGGUUUUAUGUUGAGUUUUCUGUUCUUGGAUUCAUAGGAAAGCUCUUUAAAUCUGAGGACUUAACUGAAUUCAUACGCUUUUUUUUAAUGUUCUACAAAGACAAACCCAUAGAUUUGCUCCUGCUGGACCUUUUACAGGUGAAGAUGUGUCAUACAGGAGAAACUCCUGACAAAUGUGCAGAACGAAAUAAGCAAAUUCGUAUUCGAUAUAAACCUUCCCUUUUCCAGCACGUGGGCACACAGUCAUCAUAUCUUGGAACAGAACGGUAUUUAAAAGUAAGAUUUUGA
This is a messenger RNA of Molossus molossus (Pallas's mastiff bat), 1128 nucleotides long. It is a transcript of the gene MGAT4D, whose product is annotated as MGAT4 family member D. NCBI's taxonomy places the organism in Eukaryota, Metazoa, Chordata, Mammalia, Chiroptera, Molossidae. Gene Ontology annotation, cellular component: endoplasmic reticulum; endoplasmic reticulum-Golgi intermediate compartment; Golgi stack. The record is from RefSeq and is a predicted model, not a curated record. The coding region runs from base 1 to 1128 and encodes 375 amino acids. Gene Ontology annotation, biological process: protein N-linked glycosylation. Gene Ontology annotation, molecular function: acetylglucosaminyltransferase activity. The transcript has 10 exons.